UCCUGACGUACUGUUGGCGCUUGCUUGACUGGGGAAGCGCAGCCAGCGACUGGGAGAAGUCUUUGUAGCAGUAGCAGCUAUAGACGAGCUCUUUAUCUAAAGCUCACUCACUCCGUACAGAUAAAAGGGACCAUGAAGACAGACGUCUGGAGUUAUAGUUUUGCUGACAGCAUACAGCCCCACCGACAGCUUCCACACACGGACGACUGAAUGACGAACCAGGAUGGCCGGAGGAAGGAGAGGACUUGUAGCCCCUCAAAACACUUUUUUAGAAAAUAUUGUCAGACGAUCUAACGUAUGGACAUUAUCACAUAGACAGACAGAUACCAAUUUUGUUCUUGGGAAUGCUCAGAUCGUGGACUGGCCCAUCGUCUAUAGCAACGAUGGCUUCUGCAAGCUGUCGGGGUACCACAGGGCAGAAGUCAUGCAAAAGAGCAGCACAUGCAGCUUCAUGUACGGGGAGCUCACAGACAAAGAUACUAGCCAGAAAGUACGGCUAACGUUUGAAAACUACGAGAUGAAUUCGUUUGAAAUACUCAUGUAUAAAAAGAACAGAACGCCGGUAUGGUUCUUCGUGAAGAUAGCCCCUAUACGAAACGAACAGGAAAAAGUGGUGCUGUUUCUGUGCACCUUCAGUGACAUCACAGCCUUUAAACAGCCAAUAGAAGAUGAAACCUCGAAAGGUUGGGGGAAGUUCGCUCGGCUAACUCGUGCUCUGACCAGCAGUAGAGGAGUGUUACAGCAGCUACAGCCUACUGUACACAAGGGAGAGAACGUUCACAAGCACUCCCGCCUAGCUGAGAUAUACAAUCUGCAGGUCCUCCAGCUGGGCUCAGACAUCCUCCCCCAGUACAAGCAGGAGACUCCCAAGACGCCGCCCCACAUCAUCCUCCACUACUGCGCCUUCAAGACCACCUGGGACUGGGUCAUCCUCAUCCUGACUUUCUACACCGCCAUCAUGGUUCCUUACAACGUCUCCUUCAAGACCAAGCAGAACAAUGUGACGUGGUUGGUGGUGGACAGCAUUGUAGACGUUAUCUUCCUGGUGGACAUCGUGCUCAACUUCCACACUACCUUUGUGGGCCCGGCCGGAGAGGUCAUCUCUGACCCCAAGCUCAUCAGGAUGAACUACCUGAAGACCUGGUUCGUCAUCGACCUGCUCUCCUGCCUGCCUUACGACGUCAUCAACGCAUUUGAGAAUGUGGACGAGAACUGGAACCAUCGAGCUGUCACUCAAGGGAUCAGCAGUCUGUUCAGUUCUCUGAAGGUGGUCCGGCUGCUGCGUUUGGGCAGGGUAGCUCGUAAACUGGACCACUACAUUGAGUAUGGAGCCGCCGUCCUCGUCCUGUUGGUGUGUGUCUUUGGCCUGGCUGCCCACUGGCUGGCCUGCAUCUGGUACAGUAUUGGUGACUAUGAGGUGAUAGACGAGGAAACGGGCAUCCUGCGGACAGACAGCUGGCUGUACAUGCUGGGGGAGACGGUGGGCUCUCCAUACCGCUUCAACGCCAGCGGGACAGGGAAGUGGGAGGGUGGCCCCAACAAAGACUCGGUCUACAUCACAUCUCUAUACUUCACCAUGACCUCUCUGACCAGUAUAGGGUUUGGAAACAUCGCCCCCACCACCGAUGGAGAGAAGAUCUUCGCUGUCGCCAUGAUGAUGAUCGGAUCCCUUCUUUAUGCCACCAUCUUCGGUAACGUCACCACCAUCUUCCAGCAGAUGUACGCCAACACCAACCGCUACCACGAGAUGCUGAACAGCGUCCGUGACUUCCUCAAGCUCUACCAGGUGCCCAAGGGGCUGAGCGAGAGGGUAAUGGAUUACAUCGCCUCCACCUGGUCCAUGUCCCGGGGCAUAGAUACUGAAAAGGUAUCUCAAACUGUAUUGCAGAUAUGCCCUAAGGACAUGAGGGCAGAUAUCUGCGUCCACCUCAACAGGAAAGUCUUCAAAGAACACCCUGCAUUCAGGUUGGCCAGUGACGGGUGCCUGCGUGCCCUGGCCAUGGAGUUCCAGACUAUCCACUGUGCCCCUGGCGACCUCAUCUACCAUGCCGGGGAGAGUGUUGACAGCCUCUGUUUCGUGGUGUCAGGAUCCCUGGAGGUCAUCCAAGAUGAUGAGGUGGUGGCCAUCUUGGGUAAGGGGGACGUGUUUGGGGAUGUGUUCUGGAAGGAGGUGACCCUAGCCCAGGCGUGUGCCAACGUGCGUGCCCUGACCUACUGUGACCUCCACGUCAUCAAACGAGACGCCCUGCAGAAGGUUCUGGAGUUCUACACGGCCUUCUCUAACCACUUCUCACGGAACCUGCUGCUCACCUACAACCUGCGGAAGAGGAUUGUGUUCAGAAAGAUCAGCGAUGUGAAACGAGAGGAGGAGGAGCGCCUGAGACGAAAGAAUGAGGCGCCCCUCAACCUCCCGCCGGACCAUCCGGUCCGUCGGCUCUUCCAGCGGUUCCGGCAGCAGAAGGAGGCCCGUGUACAUCAGGAGCGGGCUGACCCAUCCGAUGACCUGGAGAGAGGCCAGACCGUUUAUGUUGAGCCCAUUCCCAUCCAUGAAAUCAUCACCACCACCAGCAUUGUCACCGUCACCGAAAGUCCAGCCACGCCCAUUCCUUCAAUCUCCAUCUUGGCGUCCACAACCUCCGGCCCCUCAGAAAAAGCCCAGCUCCAGGCUCAGUCUCUCCAAUUGUCCGAGCCAGCCAAGGUCAAAGGCUGGGGUCGCUUCAAGGAGUCCAACUGGAACAAGGUGUCCAAAGCCGAGUCCAUGGAGACGCUACCCGAACGGACCAAGACAGGGGCAGCCCACGAGUCCCAGACCUCGCUCAAGAAAACCGGCUCGUGCGACAGCGGCAUUACCAAGAGUGAUCUGCGCCUGGACAACGUGGGGGACGGCGCCCGAACCACGGGCAACACGCCACAGGACCGCAGCCCUGUGGUACCCCCUGAGGUGGCCAAGCAGCAUGCCUUCUACCCUAUCCCAGAGCAGACUCUCCAUGCUUCCCUCCUGGAGCUCAAGCUGGAGCUCAAAGAAGACUUGAAGGCCUUGAACACCCGCAUGGCCGGCCUGGAGACUCAGCUAGCAGAGGCUCUGAAGCUCCUCAAAGCUCAAAGGAGAGCUCCCAGCUCCCCCAAGCCUCUCUUUGAGAUCUCCAGACCCACCUCACCAGACUCGGACAAGGAGGACAUAUUUUCGUAGAAGCAGAGGGGCUUAUGUUGAGUGUGUGAAGAUGGUUAACAGAUUCAGAAAAUCUUUAUUGUCCCAAUGCUGGGCAAUUUGGUCAUAGGGUCAGAGAUGUUGCAAGUUGUUGGCGUGUCUCAGCUGAGGCCAUUACUUAGCCCUCACCUUGGUGAUGCCUGUGAAAAGCAGGAGAUGAUGAUGCUACGAUGCUGUUAAUUUUAAGAGAACCUGGUGGUUUUACCCCUGUGGACCAUGGAACCUUGGAGUUGAGCCUAUUGGUCACUUUGAAGAUUCUGGGGUGAGUGCGGUGAAAGGGUUUCAAGGCACAGUGCAGUGACCUUAAGACCACCAUGGGUUUGGCUACCCUCUGUGACCUACAGACACAGGUUCACACCUAUACUCCUGUACGCUUGUGUUGUGCUAGUCUGCUCGUGUACAUCGGCUAUAUAUUUUGGGAGAGACUAUUUUUUUUACCAGUCUAUGGAGUAAGAGCAGAGCAGCAAUGAAUGUUGUAUUGUUCACCUUCAUUAUCCUUGUAGAUCUCCAGUGGGAUCACUAUCUAUCAGUGGUUCUCAGAUUAUCUAUAAGGGGUGAAUACAUAUUUUACUUUCUUUGUGCCACCAGUGUACAAUAGAUUCUGUAUGUAUUCAAAAUGUCAUUCUAUCACCCUGUAAUACUUUACAAGACUUUCUGUAUACACUAUAUAUAUAUAUAUAACUGUAUGUGGACACCCUUUCAAAUUAGUGGAUUCGGCUAUUUCAGCCACACCCGUUGUUAACAAGUGUAUAAAAUUGAGCACACAGCCAUGCAAUCUCCCGAGACAAACACUGGCAGUAGAAUGGUCUUACUGAAGAGCUCAGUAACUUUCAACGUGGCACUGUCAUAGCAUGCCACUUUUCAAACAAGUCAGUUAAUCAAAUUUCUGCCCUGCCCUGGUCAACGGUAAGGGCUGUUUUUCAUGGUUUGAGCUAGGCUCCUUAGUUCCAGUGAAGGGAAAUCUUAACUCUACAGCAUACGAUGACAUUCUAGAUGAUUCUGUGCUUUCAACUUUGUGGCAAUAGUUUGAGGAAGGCCCUUUCCUGUUUCAACAUGACAAUGCCCCCGUGCACAAUGCGAGGUCCAUACAGAAACGGAUGCCGAGAUCAGUGUGGAAGAACUCGACUGGCCUGCACAGAGCCCUGACAUCAACCCCGUCAAACACCUUUGGGAUGAAAUGGAACGCUGACUGCGAGCCAGUCCUAAUCGCCCAACAUCAGUGCCCAACCUCACUAAUGCUCUUGUGCCUGAAUGGAAGCAAGUCCCUGCAGCAAUGUUCCAACAUCUUGUAGAAAGCCUUCCCAGAAGAGUGGAGGCUGUUAUAGCAGCGAAGGGGGAACCAACUCCAUAUUAAUGCCCAUGAUUUUGGAAUGUGAUGUUCUGCGAGCAGGUGUCCACAUAGUUCUCUAUUCAAUAUGAUAUCCAUAGCCAAGUAACCAACAACCAAACACCUUUUGUUGACUGCUUGGUCAGUGUUCUUGGCCGAUGGUUCCAGUGCUGGGAAUGUCUCUGAACUGUUUCAGUUGCACUAACAACACUCCACCUCGCCAUGUUGAGCUGUUUGCAUGUGGAGGAGGUUGCUUUAUUUAGCUGAUUCUUCGUUUUUUUUGUUCAUCUAACCAAUGGCAUUUGUAACUGUGUCUUCCUACAAAAAAAAGACUUCACUGCAAAGCAUGUCUUGCUGCAUGACUCGCAUUGUUAAACAUACAUUAAUUUCAGUACUGUUUGGCCCUGCAGCUUGCCGUAGGCUAGCUUACUGUAUAGUACUGUUUGGCCCUGCAGCUUGCCGUAGGCUAGCUUACUGUAUAGUACUGUUUGGCCCUGCAGCUUGCCGUAGGCUAGCUUACUGUAUAGUACUGUUUGGCCCUGCAGCUUGCCGUAGGCUAGCUUACUGUAUAGUACUGUGAACUCCAUUGCUGAAUAUCAAAGGCAGACAUAACUUUGAGGCCUGUGAAUUAGUAACCAAUGUAAAUGUUUUAAAUAGAUACACAGGACAUGAUACACGGGACAUGCACAGAUACACAGGACAUGUAGAUGACCUUCUGUCACUAAUUGGAAACUAGCAGUGCCAAAGUUCUCAACCACUGUGUUCACAUCUUCAGUGAGUUUAACAUAACUAAUCACAUCCUAGCAGUGUCAUCUUAAUAUACAGUAUGAUGAUGAUCUUGCUGUUAACUGCUGCCAGAGUUCCACCUGUGACUAUAUGGGACUAACUGGCAUUCGUGCCCAGUCUCUUGCAUGCAACAAGACAGUGUUAGCCUGUAUUCAAGCCUCUGCAUUAGUUUGGGUAGCUACCGUGAGUCUUCAGGUCUCUGGCAAGGUUACCAAUCCUGUGAGUGGGGUUCACUAAACCAGCUUCAGUACAUUUAUAUGUAGUUCAUUAUCAGUCUUAAGGGAGGUCUCCACGGUUCAGUGUUCCCAUUGGGCUACCUAACGCUACAUAAUGGCUGCAUUGGGGUACAUAAUGGCUGCAUUGUGCUACAAAUUCCGCAGAUGGCUACAAACAUAGACAGCCGCAACACUGCACUCAAUUAAUUAUGUAGUAAAAGAGCAAAAAAUCAUAUCUCUGCUGUAACUGCCUGCAAUUACAAUGCGUGAACAAAAUCCAACCCAUAUCGUGAUGGUAUUACAUUAGGCUACAUUUUGAUGAUUUGUUCAUGCUGGAAUCUGAAGGAAACUACGACUUAUGAAUGUUACCAUGUUUAUCUUUCACCAUAUACACAACAUGGAAUGUGGAGGGUCUCCACUUACAGACAAUAUUAGCAAUAAUUAUGAAUAGUAUAAUUACGAUCCUGGACAGAUAUUAAUUGUAGUCAACAGAAGCACACUACGUAAAGCCAAUAUGUAUAGUGCUUUAUGACUUGUCAUAUGCAUAUAUGACCCUUCAAAAUGUGUUGUUAUAGGCUAUGUUAUGCAUUUAUAUGAAGCAUUUCUUUCUGAAAAUAGCUGUUAUGUAUUAAGGAUCACUAUGAGAUAAGACAUUGCAAGGAUCAUAUGCAUAUUGCAAGUCUUAUAAUGCAUUAUAACAACAUCAUGCAUUAUCCGUGUUGGCGUUAAGUAAAGUGGUACCCUGUAACCUAUACAGUUAUGAUUGUUUACUGCUGACCCAAAUGACCCCUAUUGGUGUCAAUGUGUUACUAUUUUCUAGUAAAUUUGGAAACAAAUGCACACACUUUACUUAAACAUACCUUAACUUUGGCCUAGAUUCACGGUCUCCAUGAUACAGAGAAGUGAACAUGAAGAGAGGAUAGCUUGUUUAUUUUUGAACACAUUUAGCUUGACAUACGGUAUAGUAAUGUUUAAUGGGCCAAUGCCUGAGUAAGGGGGUGUUGUUUGAACGAGAAACAUGAGGCUGUACUCUAUGCAUUAUAAUGCUCAAAUGUUUCUAAAUAUUAUAGCAUGCUUUUGUUAAGUGUCCCAAUAUGGCCACCAUGGGCAACUACAACAAUGAUGUCAUUUGGUUGGUGCAUAUUGAUGUAAUGUAACUUUAUUCUUCAAUAUGUUUCCAUCUGAAAUGACAUCAUCAAAUGUACAUCAAUAAUGCAUUUAUCACACUUAUAUGGAAACUUGAGGUACAUUCAUAUGCCAGCUGCUUGAUGCAUGUGUGCAAUAUGUGAUGCUAAACUUUUAGAACUAUUUAUUCUUGGCUUAGUGUGUUCGCCUGCAUUAAUGGGUGAUCCCUAUGUGUUGGGUUUUAUUACUGUGAUGACAUCACAGAGGGGAAGGGUUGUUUAGAACUUCAAUUGAUAGAGAGCUCUGAUGGAUAGCAUCACGAUUCGAUUGUGGGUAAUCUGGGUCUCUCAAAGUUUUCUCCUAGGUCCCCCCCCCUUAUCUACAUUGAUUGGAAAGACAGUUAAAACCUUAUGGUGGACGCUGGUCAUUAGGCUAGCUUUAACCUGGUCACUUCUUUCCGAUCAGUGUAAUAAACUAGAGGAAGCUAUGAGAGAACUGACAUUUUAGACAAUUGAGAAAGAACCUACCAGCUAUUCAGUUAGUCCUUGUCUGCGUCCUUGUCUGCGUCCCAAAUCGCACCCUAUUUUCUAUAUAGGACACUACUUUUGAACACGUCACCUGGUCAAAAUAAGUCCACUAUAUAGGGAAUAGGGUGUGAUUUGGGAUGCAAACUUCCAUGCAUGAGCCUGGUCAGUAAAACCUGAUCAUCACCAACACCUUGUUUAACGGCCCAGACUCCCUGAGCACCAAAAAACCCUUAAACUUGAUUCUUUGUUGCACUCCUUAAAACAUGUGAGCAUGAUUACUUCAGACCAGUUUAAACAACAUUAAACUAUUUUUGUGGUCAGUUCAGGGUUGCUGCCUUGUGGCACUAUGUAUGUACAUACUACUUUGAAAUGUCAUAGAGAGAGAGAGAGAGAGAGAGAUAAUAUUGGUUACACUUUACUUUAAGGGUACCAACAGUAUAUAAGGACUUUAACACAUUCAUAAUGAAACUAUUUUUUGACCUACUGUAGUUGUCAUAAGCAGUUAGUAAAGGUACUGUAUAUGUGCUGUAUAUGGGUUAUGCAUAUGUUAUGAAGUGCUUAUGUAGAUACCCUUCAAGUAAAGUGUUACUAAAAGAUCAAACAUUAAUAUAAAUAUAUCAUGAGGACAGUAAUGUCACGAUACUCAUACGUUCCCUGUAAUGAUACUGUACAUGUAAUUAUUGUAAGCACAAAUGAGAGUAUUUGUAAUGAUAUGUAAAAUACUAUUUAUAAUAAA
Oncorhynchus keta (chum salmon) is the source of this 7924-nucleotide messenger RNA. Its product is annotated as potassium voltage-gated channel subfamily H member 1-like. Gene Ontology annotation, biological process: regulation of membrane potential; potassium ion transmembrane transport. Bases 224 to 3190 code for a protein of 988 amino acids. NCBI's taxonomy places the organism in Eukaryota, Metazoa, Chordata, Actinopteri, Salmoniformes, Salmonidae. The record is from RefSeq and is a predicted model, not a curated record. Gene Ontology annotation, cellular component: membrane. The transcript is spliced from 16 exons. Gene Ontology annotation, molecular function: delayed rectifier potassium channel activity.